Messenger RNA from Pecten maximus, 2019 nucleotides. RefSeq names its product probable ATP-dependent RNA helicase DDX47. Lineage: Eukaryota; Metazoa; Mollusca; Bivalvia; Pectinida; Pectinidae. The coding region runs from base 50 to 1390 and encodes 446 amino acids. The transcript is spliced from 13 exons. Gene Ontology annotation, molecular function: nucleic acid binding; ATP binding; RNA helicase activity. The record is from RefSeq and is a predicted model, not a curated record.
GCGAACUGGGAUCAAACAUUGGACUGACACUGAAUAUGCUAAAAACAGCAUGGAAGAAACACAAGACCACAUGGAGGAAAUCGAAGGAUCUGAAGAAAACGUGACAUUUAAGUCACUGGGUAUUGUUGAUGUGCUGUGUGAAGCCUGUGAACUUCUGAAAUGGAAAACGCCAACCAAGAUUCAACGGGAAUCCAUUCCUAUAGCUCUUCAAGGUAAAGAUGUGAUAGGACUUGCUGAGACUGGAUCAGGAAAGACUGGAUCCUUUGCCCUACCCAUCUUACAGUCCCUCUUGGAAAAUCCCCAACGUCUGUAUGCCCUUAUCCUGACGCCUACCAGGGAACUGGCAUUUCAGAUCUCCGAGCAGUUUGAGGCCUUAGGAUCAACCAUUGGUAUAAAAUGUGCCGUCAUUGUGGGUGGUAUAGACAUGAUGACACAGUCCCUCAUGUUGGCCAAGAAACCACACGUUAUAAUCGCCACACCUGGCAGAUUAGUGGAUCACCUGGAAAACACAAAAGGUUUCAACCUACGCUCACUCAAGUACCUGGUGAUGGAUGAAGCUGACAGAAUCCUGAACAUGGACUUUGAACAGGAGGUGGACAAACUCUUAAAGGUGAUACCACGCGAACGGAAGACAUAUUUGUACUCUGCCACCAUGACAAAGAAGGUUGCAAAGCUACAGCGUGCCUCGCUGAAGGACCCCGUCAAGGUGGAAGUUUCAUCCAAAUAUCAAACAGUGGACAAACUCAUGCAGUAUUACAUAUUUAUUCCCGCCAAACACAAGGAUGUCAACUUGGUGUAUAUUCUGAACGAAUUAGCCGGGAAUUCCUUCAUGGUUUUCUGUAGCACCUGCGCCAAUACUCAGAGAGUGGCCCUAAUGCUUCGUAACCUUGGGAUGACAGCGAUUCCCCUUCACGGCCAGCUUAGUCAGGCAAAGAGGUUGGGGGCUCUCAACAAGUUCAAGAGUAAAACACGUUCGAUUCUCAUAGCUACUGAUGUGGCAAGCAGAGGUCUGGACAUUCCACACGUGGACGUGGUGAUCAACCUAGACAUCCCAACCCACUCCAAAGACUACAUCCACAGGGUGGGGCGUACGGCUAGGGCAGGGCGGUCAGGCAAGGCCAUCACGUUUGUGUCACAGUAUGAUGUGGAGUUGUACCAGAGAAUUGAACAUCUGAUUGCCAAGAAGUUACCGCUGUACCCGCGUGAGGAUCAGGAAGUGAUGCAGUUGAUGGAGCGCGUCACCGAGGCACAACGCUUCGCCCGAAUGGAACUUAGCGAAACUAGCAAUAAAAAGGGGAAGGGCAAGCGAUCCAAACGUCCAGAUGAUGAAGAUGACACGGAGGAAUCCACAGGAGUACGGAAAAAGUUCAAGAAAAAGAAAGGAAAAUGAACCCCGUAAAUUUGCUUGUUAUGUUGUUAAGUUUUUACAGUCCGGACCAUGUCUAUCAUCUGUUCUGUGAAGGGAUUCCUGUGAUAAUGUGCUUGAUUUUAAAACUUUUCUGUGUGAUACACAUGUAGCAUGAUUAUAGUGCAUUACAAAAUGUGAAUCCAGAAAUACAUCUCAAUAAUUUCAACAGCACAUUGCAAAAUGUGAAUCUGGCAUGUGAAAAAUCCAUACAUUCUUUUGUAUAGUAUGAAAAAAUAAGUCGACAGCUUCAUAAAAAUUCAAAAUCUCCUGACGACGGCAUAGAAAUGAAUGAAGAACACAAAAUAAACUUUUUAUACCACUGUAUAUAACCCCAUAAUAUGCCAAUUGAUCUUCUUUUUGGUCUUCACCGAAACAUGAAGAUUUUAUGCCGACUUGAAACUUGAGAUGUCAGAUAAGGAAAGAAAUCUAUUUUGAAUCUUAACGACGAAGUUGGAAAUUUUGUGACAGCUUGAAUAAAGAUGGCCACAGGAAUAAAUCUGAUUCAUGAAACUGUUGGUGACGAAGUUUUUGUUUCCAAGUCAUCUGUCUGCGAGUAGUUACUCUUAAGCUGUAUCUAUUUAUUUUAUAAUGCAAUAAAAUAUAAAGAGCUA